Parastagonospora nodorum SN15 is the source of this 597-nucleotide messenger RNA. RefSeq lists its product as hypothetical. Lineage: Eukaryota; Fungi; Ascomycota; Dothideomycetes; Pleosporales; Phaeosphaeriaceae. The record is from RefSeq and is a predicted model, not a curated record. The coding region runs from base 1 to 597 and encodes 198 amino acids. The transcript has a single exon.
AUGCAACAAAACAAGAAUUCAACUGCUGGCCCAGGCCCUUCACCCAGCACAAUGGUCUUCACCUUAACUCAUGGCACCUCAAAAUACUCUAUCAUGGCGUCCCCCUUCAGCGUGUAUGAUCGUGUGCCAUACACUGUCGAAACAAUCUGCCUACUCAAGUUCUGGAACUUCAUCACCUACAAGACCGGAGCCACGACUACCACCCAUGAUCUGAUCGCGCACGUUCCCAAUUCACUUGGAGGCAGAGGCGAGACAGUGCACAUGGUGAGUGCAAUCACUUGGGUCGCUCAUCUUCGGCGCUGUCAGAACGCUGGCUGGUACGACGUCUAUUUCGACAUCCAGGAGCGAGAAGCAGGUGCCGCUGAGCCGGAGGCUAUAUUGGAGUACCUCAUUGACAUCCAUGAGAUGGAAUGUGCGCAGCAGCGCCGUAACACCAAGGAGAUACGGGGUUCUGUAGAGGAUUCGAACGGAACGGUGCGUGAUUGGGUCUUCAUGUUCCUUAUGCUAGUCGCUGUCUGUGCUGGAAUGAUCUUGGAGAAUCAUGCAGCGGGAUCAAAGGGCCCGCUUGGUAACGGACCUGGUCAAAAAUUGGCCUGA